GACUCUUCUCACCACAAAAAAAGAGACAGUCGCGUUUCUGCUGACAUCAUCUCUCGCAAGGCAAAUCGUAAAGGUACCGAAAAAAAAACCCGACCUCUUCUCCGUUCCAAUCAAAUAGACAAAUACAAGCACACCCAUAGGAUCCCCAUGUGUGGGUGGAUCCAUCAUACCAUACCAUAGAUACACCCCGAUACAUUUCUAAUCGCCUUGAGUGGCACACCUGAAAACGGAUUGAAGCCUGGUUUCUUUUUGUAAUAUUUAUACAUAUAUAUUACCCCUCUUUAGGUGUGCCGUCGUUUGUUCCUUUGGAAUAGUGAGCCGCACACGGCUUACAUGUCGUACGCGCAGCCUCCCCCGCUGCGAAGACCGCGGCCGUCGCCAGCCGUCGCGUCUGCCGACUUGAAUGUUGUCUCAAGUAUUCACCAGGCCAACGCCCGCCUCAUCGCCGCCGCCGCCGCCGCCGCCGCGCGUUCACGCAGUCGCGACGCUGCGGCACCGCGGCGGAAACAAGGUGACGAACUUUCGAUCCUCGCCGGCUCGUCACCGAGUCCGCGUGUUCCGUCGCCACCGCAGGCGGACCGUCAAGUGGCGCCUCGCUCAUCGACGUCUCCACCAGCGAGUAUGACGACGGCCGCUCCCUCCUUCGCCGGCUCCACGACGGCCUCGCCGCGGGAAUCGACCUCGCCGUCCAGCACGCAUGCACGCCCGCCUCUUCUCCUUCCUCGUCCUGCUUCUCAGCAUCGCGACGUGGCGGUGCAUAUCGACAUGUCCCCACCGGACGCACGGCCUGCAGCACCACGAAUGGAGGCGAGCUCACCCGAUGUUGUGCGCUUUCUAUCAGAAGAGAGUGGCCCAGCAACGACAGUCAUGCCUCGUCCGGCCAUCGACCAUCACAAGAGCCUCGAGGACGAACUAAACCGCACGCGCCGACAGCUGGAGGAGGUGCAGCGCCUCUACAGCUACGAGAAGAAGACCCACUUGCAGCAGCGCACGCGGCAGUUGCGUGCGGAGGCCGAGCAGCGCCGCACCGACGACGACGUCGUGGCGCAAACCGCGCAGCUGCUCACCGAUUAUGAAGAGCUGAUCCGUUUUCGCGAUGUGGCGAGCGCAGAGCACCUGGAGGCGGCCAUGCAACGUGUCUCGCAGGAGUGGCGGCGCUGCGCCGCGGAGCUGGAGAAGACGCGCGACGACUGUGCCACCUCCUUGCUGGGUCGUCUGCAAGCGUCGUGCGCGGCGCAUCAGGAGACGCUGAAGCACGCGCUGCAGCGGCACUUAGUCACCACGGCGCAGCACAACGUCGAGACAGAGGCGGCGCAGUUUCAGGCCAUUGCCACGGCAGUGCAGGACCAGGUGGGGUCUUUCAAGGCUGAAUACCGCGCCAUCAUCGAGCAGGACAUGGAGGAGCGCACACGGCUGAUGGAUGCGCAGGCGGCACGGCGUGAGCAGCAGUGGUUGCAGUUUCUCAAAGAGGAGCACGCCCGCAUGAUCGCAACCGGGGAGGUAGCAGCGCGGGAGUCCAGCCGCCGCCAACUGGAGACCCUGCACGUGGCGAUGCGCGACAUCACGGAGCUGCGUGAAAACCUAUUAAAAGAACAUGCCCAGCGGCAGGCGGCGGUCGGCCGGGAAUACGUGGACUCAUACGAACAGCUCGCGGAGGAAUACGCGGCCGCGGCGCAGGAGACGGCCGAGUACGUGCAGCGGGUGCAGCAGGAGUACGCCGACGUCAUCAAACGCCUCCAUGGCGAAGUGAGUCGUGUGGUAGCGGAGAAGCAGGCGGUGGAGCGCGAAGGGCGACAGGCGGCCAUGCACGCGCAGGAGGCCAUAGCGGCACAACAAAGCACCAUAGAGACGCACGCGGAGGCGCGCUGGCAGACGCGGUUGGCAGAGGAGCGAGAGAGCCACCGUGCGGCAUUGGCCCAUCUCACACUCCAACACGAAGAGCGUCUUCACGAGCUGCAAGUCGCGUACAACAGCAAGGAAGCAACGUUGAUGGUGCAGUACGACGCCGAGCUCUCCACGCUGCGCGACGAACUUGCGCAGCAGCGCGAGGAGCAGCAUGGGCGUGCGGAUGCGGUGCAGGAUCGGCUUAAAGCGGCGGUGCAUCGCCUCGAAGACGAAAAAGAAUCGCUUUUCAAGGAAGUGAUAUCGCUGAAGGACCAGCUCUGUGAGGAGAAGUGUCUGCAUGAGGCGGCGAAGCUGGAAGUAGGGCGCGAACAGGAAGAGCGCUUUGCGGCGCAGCUGCGUGACCUCGACGCGCGCUACGAAGCCGCGUUGCAGAAGUACAAAGCACGGACGACCACAACAGCAAUAGCAGUGGAAGAAGGAGAAGACGGCAGCGGAGCCACAUCGGGGUCAACGUGCAACAACGCUGCAGCCGCUGCCACUACCACCACCACCUGCGCACACGCGUUACACCGCAUCGUGGAGUUGGAGGAGGAAUUGCAGCAAACACAGCGCCAGCACGCCGCGGAGCUGAGCCAGGCCGUGGACGCAACAACGUCACUGUGGUCCGCACGACUGAAGGACGCGCAGCAGCGACAGACGGACGAGCGGGACGCGCUGGAAGCCCAGUACGGGCGUCUGCGACAGACACUUCUGGAGGAGGUGCGAAGGCGCGAGGAGGCGGUGGAGUCUCGCUGUGCCGCUCAGCGAGAGGCGCAUCAACGGGAACUGCAGGAAGCCGUUGUUCUUGAAAAGGAAGAGGCAAAGCGGGCCUUGCAGCAGCUGCAGCGUGAGCACGACGAGCGCAGGAGUCAAACGGAGGCCGAUCUGACCGCUCAUGCGCAGCGUCGUGAAGACGCCGUUGCGGCGCGGGAGGAGAAGCUGGCCGAGGCAGAGGCCGACUGGCAGCGCCGUCGCGCCGACGAGCGUCAUGACCUCUUAGAAACACUCCGGCAGCACGUGGCGGCCGAGUGCGCCGAGCAGCAGUGCCUGCUGCAGGAAGGCGAGGCACGGCUGCGCGAAGAGCAAGACGCGCUGGCGAAGCAGCAACUCCGUCGUGCGCACGAAAUUCGUGUUGCGGUGCAACAGGAAGAGAAGACGAAGUUCGAUGCGCAGCUGCACGACGCGCAGGAGCGCUGGAUGCAGCUCAUGGAAGCAGAAGCGCGGCAGCGCUACGCAACGUGGCAGGAGGCACGGACGGCGGAGAUGGAGUCGAUGAAGGCUCUCCACCAAAGCGAAGUGGCUCUUCUCCGCGGCUACUACACAGCGCAACUGCAGAGCCUGCGCAGCUGCCACGAGCACCACGGCGAGGUGCUUCGCCAGGAAAUGCUCGCGCGAGAGACGGCGUGGGCCGCCGCACGAGCCGCCUCGCUGGACGCCUACGAGACGGCGGCGGCGGAUCGCCUGCGAGACGUGCUGGAGCGCGAAAAGCGUGAGUGGGACGCCGCACAGCAGCAAAGGAUCCAGGUCGCCGGUGCAAGCCUUGACAGCGUGGCGCAGGGUGCCGUGAGUGCGCUGGCGGCGACAGAAACCGAUCGGCGGCGCGUGGAGCAGGAGCUGCGGGAGGUGUACCUCACCGUGCUUCAAGAUCAGGAAAGGAAGACGGCGCAGCAUCUGGCCGAGCUGCACGCGGAUCAUGAAAAGGACCUAGCGAAGCUGCGGCAGGACGGCGAGGAACGUUCGCAGCGACAGGCGACGCAGCUGCGGGAGGAGUUCAAACAGCGAUCCGCCCAGCAGGAGGAACAUCUCAAGAAGGUCGUGGCGUCGCAUGAAGCGGCGAUGGCAGUCCUUCGCGCUGAGCAGGCGGAGCAGCUGGCAGCGCAGCGCACCGCCGCGCAAGAGGCGCUCCUGCACGCCCACCAGCAAGCGAGCGACGCACAACGCGCACGGGAGGCGGUGACGGAAGCCGCUCGGCGUGAGGCAGACGAGGAACAUCGUCGACAGCUGCACGCACUGCAGCAGCAAUGUGAUGCCCAGGCGGCACAGCUGAUCCGCAAGGAGGCAGACGUCCACGCUCAGGCGCAGCGCAUCCGUGAGGAGCAGCAGGCGGCGCUACGGCAGGAGUACGAGCGGAGUCUGGCGAGUCUGCGCGAGGCGCUAGAGGCGCGGAAUAAGUCGUACGCCUCCCUACAGGCUUCCUUCUACGAGCAAGUGCACACGGAAGCCACGCGCAUCAGCGCGGCGAUGGAGAAGGCGUAUGGGAAGUUCACAGAGGAACAGCGAACGCAACUCGCUGAUCGACUGGCGGCGCAGGAAACUGCGCAGAUGGAGCAGCAGCGAAGUCAGCAGGAACAGCUGGCACGUCUGCAGCAGCAGCACGAGGCGGCGCUGACGGCUCAAACAACGAAGAUUCGAGACGAGCACAACAACGCAUGCGCGAGGCUGAAAGCCGCCUUCGAUGCGCAGCAGGCGGAAUGGAAGAAGCUGCUCGAGGCAGAGCGAGCACAACGUGCGGCAGCGGAGAGCACAGUGGAAGCGCUGACUGUGCAGAUAGCCCAGCUGCAGGUGACCCAAGAGCAGCAACAAGCCGCGGCCUACCGCGCGUUGGAUCACGAAUACCGGCAUUUGCUUGACCAGGCGGUGGGGCAGCUGCAGGAGGAACGCGAGGCGGUGGCGCGGCGGUCGCUGGAGGAGGCAGAGCGGCAUUUUAUGUCAGAGCUGUUGCCUCUGGUGCGCCACCCGGGCGAUGACAAUGAUGAGCAGCAGCAGCAGCAGCAGCGCACCGUGUCCUUUACGCCAUCUACCUCCACCCCAACGCCGUUGCCGCCGUACGUGAGCCGAGACGUCACCCCGCCCCCGGCCUCCCCCACUCUUCGUUGGCGCACGACCCCGCCUCCGCUCUCACCGGCUGGGCCAGUUGAGUCUGCGGAGGCGGCCGCGUCUCGUCUUCCCCCUUCACCACACCCGCCAACUCCAUCGGCACCUUCAUCACCGCAGCAGCGAGAGAAGGAUCAGCAGCGUCUGCAGCAACUGUGGGACGUCUUGGAAGUCCCGCCAGACGAGCGACACGCCUUUCUCGAUUACGUACACUCACUGGAAGGCGGCGGCGCCGAAGAGGGCACACUACACGAGCCGCGGCAACGCGCGUGGACGGCAGAACUGCAGCGGUUAGAGGCGCAACUGCCACUGCUGGAAGCGCUGACGCGACGCGACUACGUGGCGCGACAACUGCGCGCUCUGCGCAGCACACCGCCGCUGGCCUCAGUGGCCGUGAACAAGUCCGCUGGGCGAAAACAACAGCAGCUGCAGCAGGAGGAGAGAAAAAAGAAAUCAUCAGGAAGAAAAGCGGAGGGCGAAGACCUGCCGCCGCCGGUGUACGAGCGGCUAGCGGCGGAGCUGGCGCGGCUGACGGAGCAGCUGCGGCACGACGUGACGGCGCAUGAAACGCUGUACGGUCAGGUGUUCCGCUACAACGGCAGGCGCGUGAUGGAGGUGAUUGGAAAAUGA
Leptomonas pyrrhocoris is the source of this 5388-nucleotide messenger RNA. RefSeq lists its product as hypothetical. NCBI's taxonomy places the organism in Eukaryota, Euglenozoa, Kinetoplastea, Trypanosomatida, Trypanosomatidae. Bases 334 to 5388 code for a protein of 1684 amino acids. The record is from RefSeq and is a predicted model, not a curated record. The transcript has a single exon.